GGGUCUACAAAAUCAACAUCGGAUUAAUUAAAAACCUUAACUAAACCGGGAAAUAAUUUUAGUCGUUUCUGAUCCAUCCAUCCAUCCAUCGAUCUUGGCCAGCUCGAGAUAUUUCUUUCAGAUCUCGGAACUUUUCGUCUUCUUCAGCCAUGAUUCAUUUUGUCCUCUUAAUAAGCCGUCAAGGAAAAGUUAGGCUUACAAAAUGGUAUUCACCUUAUUCCCAGAAAGAAAGAAGUAAGGUGAUACGAGAGCUCAGUGGAAUGAUUCUUACACGUGGCCCCAAACUUUGCAAUUUUGUUGAGUGGAGAGGAUUUAAAGUCGUUUACAAAAGAUAUGCCAGCCUCUACUUCUGUAUGUGCAUUAGCCAGGAAGACAAUGAAUUGGAAGUCCUUGAGAUCAUUCAUCACUAUGUUGAGAUUCUAGAUCGUUACUUUGGAAGUGUUUGUGAGCUUGACCUGAUCUUCAAUUUUCACAAGGCAUAUUAUAUACUGGAUGAGGUACUAAUUGCUGGGGAACUUCAGGAAUCAAGCAAAAAGACAGUUGCUCGUUUAGUGGCUUCACAGGAUUCUUUGGUGGAGGCAGCCAAAGAAGAAGCCAAUUCUAUAAGCAAUAUAAUUGCACAGGCAACCAAGUAAAGUUUGUGGCUACACCUACAGUCCACCCCUACCAGAUAUGCAUCUCUUGGAUCAAAUGCUGAUAUUAGAUACAUGUAUUAUGUUUUAUAUUGUUUUCUUUUUCUAGAGUGAAAAUCAUUGCUUUUUUUCAUGUAUGAUAACUUGCUUGAAUCACCUUUUGCAACUGAAGAGAGUUUUUUCGCUGAUAAAUGUAUCAUCUCAUGUUUAGAUGUUGUACAAGCUUGUUUUUGACUAAUCGAUUUACUGGAAAUGCAAGUAACUGUGCAACAUUGUGUGUA
This is a messenger RNA of Erigeron canadensis, 913 nucleotides long. Its product is annotated as AP-1 complex subunit sigma-2. Gene Ontology annotation, molecular function: clathrin-cargo adaptor activity. Gene Ontology annotation, cellular component: intracellular membrane-bounded organelle; AP-1 adaptor complex; membrane coat. NCBI's taxonomy places the organism in Eukaryota, Viridiplantae, Streptophyta, Magnoliopsida, Asterales, Asteraceae. The record is from RefSeq and is a predicted model, not a curated record. The coding region runs from base 150 to 635 and encodes 161 amino acids. Gene Ontology annotation, biological process: vesicle-mediated transport; intracellular protein transport. The transcript is spliced from 8 exons.